CAAUCUCGCAUCUUAGGUAUAAACUACAUAUCCCAUGAUGCCGUGGGCUUCCCCAUGUGCGAGUGGUAGCCGUUUGAACAUGUCUGUGUUUAUGGAUUUAAAUUUGAUCAUCACGGCGGAUAAGAGCACCCUGCAGAGUCUGAUAGAAACAGCAGCUCAUCUUGGAUUCUCUGCUGUGGCUUUGAACUACGUGUUUGAUCCCACCAACAAAAAGAAACAGGAAAUCCCCAAACCAACUGCCAUCAGUGAGCUGAUCCCUCAGAUGCCUAUUGUGCAGGGUCGGUCUCGGCCAAUCAGAGUGCUGAACAGACUGACCAUUGUGGUUUCGGACUCCAGUCACUUUAGGCGGAAUGCUCCAGAGUAUCGCUGCUUCGACUUGCUUGCUGUCCAGCCGAUGACGGAGAAACUUUUCCACGCGGCCUGCAUGACCUUUGACAUCGACAUAAUCUGUGUUGCAGUGAUGGAAAAGUGUCCGAUGUUCUACAAGAGGGCUCCAGUCAAUGGGGCAAUAGAGCGUGGCGUGGUGUUUGAGGUCACGUACGCCGCCGCCAUCAGAGACGCCACCAUGAGGCGCUACACCAUCACCAACGCCGUGUGUUUGAUGGAGAGCUGUAAAGGAAAGAAUGUGAUCAUGUCCAGUGCAGCGGAGAAGCCUCUGGAGCUCCGAGGUCCAUAUGACAUCACCAACCUAGGUUUGCUAUUCGGUUUGUCAGAUGCAGUUGCAAAAGAAGCCGUUUCGUCCACCUGUAGAUCAGUGCUUCUUCAUGCAGAAACAAGGAAGACAGCCAGUGGCGUCAUCCGUACCAUGAAGUCCUCCAUUGAUUCCUCCUGCCAGCAGGGGGCUCCAGCUCACACUGCAGAGCGUGAAGCUCCUCCUGCCAAAAGAGCCAAACCACACCCCCUGACUGAGUGAUUGACAGCCGCCUUUUGGGCUUUUGGCUGAUUCUUUUGUUAUUGUGUUUUUUGUGUUUUUUUUUUUUUUUUUUACUUUAAAUAAACUGCUGUUUGUUGAUAGCGGUGGUUUUCUCUCUGGCCUUGCAGCUAAAAUUUUGUGGGUUCAGUGUCCCACUUCCUUUCUGUGUGGAUUUUGCGUGUUCUCCUCUCGGCUUUCCUUCAAAUAUCAUUAGGUUCUUUCUCCUUAUAGACUUUCAGACAUCUAGAGAAUUUUCUGAGCUGCUAACAACAGUAGAAAGAUGAGAACAACACUU
Messenger RNA from Thalassophryne amazonica, 1208 nucleotides. RefSeq names its product ribonuclease P/MRP 30 subunit (gene rpp30). Gene Ontology annotation, cellular component: nucleolar ribonuclease P complex. Gene Ontology annotation, molecular function: RNA binding. Gene Ontology annotation, biological process: tRNA processing. The transcript is spliced from 12 exons. The record is from RefSeq and is a predicted model, not a curated record. Lineage: Eukaryota; Metazoa; Chordata; Actinopteri; Batrachoidiformes; Batrachoididae. The coding region runs from base 35 to 913 and encodes 292 amino acids.